AUGAUAUUUCUUCUAUCCGUAUACACAAGCUGUGCUAUCGUCCUGCCGAUUGUGCUUAUCGUGUACUGGAAAUUAAUUCGCCCAGCGAAGCGUUUACACGAUGCAUUUCGUAGUCAAGGUGUUCCAGGUGAACCAUUUGUGCCUAUCAUUGGUCAACUGCUUGAAAUGAAUCGCUCUCGAGCAAACGAUCAGUACAUGGGUUAUUACGAAGAACUUGUUAAAAAGCAUGGAAAUAUCUUUCUUCAUGGCUUUGGUCCACUCGCACGCCUCAUCGUACUUGAACCUGACAUGCUCACUGACGUUCUCGGUCGAUCACACGCACAAGACUAUUCUAAAACAGCUCUGAAUAGUAACGUGUUCAAGCCAAUAAUUGGUACACACAAUCUGUUCGUGAGUGAAGGAAUCGAACAUGAACGAGCUCGAAAAAUGCUUAAUCCAGCUUUUCAUGCUAUCAAUCUUCAAUCAAUGGUCUCGAUCAUGGUUGAUCAAACACGAAAAGCCAUUGAUGAACUAUUUGCAUCGACCAACAGUCCGCUUGUCAAUUUGCAGACAGACCUAAAUGCACUGACAUUAUCAAUCAUUGCAUCGUGUGCUUUUGGAAAAGGUUUCGAAACAAUUGGCAAUGCCAAAGACAUAGUCAAUCAAGCAUUCACUGUAGUGCUUCAAGCUGUCGAAUAUCGAACAAUGCGUAUGGUCAAUAAAAUUCCUGUGCUAGCACUAUUACCGUUCUGGCACAAGCAUAUUGUAGACGAAGGUACUCGGGAAACGACUCAAUUUGUCGAACAAAUUAUUGUUGAUAGGCGGCAGAAUCGUUCGAAAAGUUUAUGUUCGGGCUCUGACAUUCUCGACCUACUAUUAUCGGCUGUUGAUGCAGAAGGCAAACCAUUCACCGAUCAAGAGAUCAAGGACGAAGCUUUGACCUUUGUGUUUGCCGGUCAUGAAACGACAGGAAAUCUCAUUGUAUGGACCUUGUAUAUGCUAAUGACUGACGAACCAGUGUUACGUGCCUGUCGUGAUGAAGUUGAUCGUGUGCUUUCAGACAACAUCGAUCUUACCUAUGAAAAUAUGAGCGAUCUGGUUGUAUGUGAGGCUAUUUUACAGGAAACCCUUCGUCUCUAUCCUCCAGCACCUAUAUUCGCGUGA
This is a messenger RNA of Rotaria socialis, 1143 nucleotides long. NCBI's taxonomy places the organism in Eukaryota, Metazoa, Rotifera, Eurotatoria, Philodinida, Philodinidae. The record is from the annotation of a GenBank genome assembly.